GAAGGAGAGACGUACGCUCUUCUUCUUCCAGUAGCAGACAGCACGUUGAACGCAUGCGUUCUAAGCGAAUCUAAGAAAAGGCUUUGCUGUGGGGUCGCGUCGAAGACAUGGAGCAAGGCUACGGAGGCUAUGGGGCAUGGAGUGCUGGACCUGCCAACGCCCAGGGUACAUAUGGAAGUGGUAUGACCAGCUGGCAAGGUUAUGAAAACUACAACUACUACAACGCCCAGAACACCAGUGUCCCUGCAGGAACACCCUAUAGUUAUGGCCCAACCUCAUGGGAGGCCACCAAGACCAGUGAUGGUGGCCUGGCAGCUGGGAGCUCUGCCAUGCAUGUGGCCUCUUUUGCCCCAGAGCCAUGUACCGACAACUCUGACUCGCUCAUUGCCAAGAUCAAUCAACGUUUGGACAUGUUGUCCAAGGAAGGAGGCAGGGGUGGGAUCAGCAGCAGUGGGGAGGGCAUGCAGGACCGAGACAGCUCCUUCCGCUUCCAGCCAUACGAGUCCUACGACUCCAGGCCCUGUGUACCUGAGCAUAAUCCCUACCGCCCUGGCUACAGUUACGAUUAUGACUUUGACUUGGGGGCUGACCGCAAUGGUAGCUUUGGUGGGACAUUCAAUGACUGUCGGGACCCAGCCCCAGAGCGGGGCUCCCUUGAUGGUUUCUUCAGGGGCCGGGGCCAGGGCCGCUUCCAGGACCGGAGCAACUCCAGCACCUUCAUACGUAGUGACCCCUUUAUGCCACCCGCAGCCUCGGAGCCCUUAUCCACUCCCUGGAAUGAGCUGAACUACAUGGGUGGACGUGGUCUAGGUGGGCCCUCCACCAACAGGCCACCUCCUUCCCUCUUCUCCCAGUCCAUGGCCCCCGACUACAGCAUGAUGGGCAUGCAGGGGGUGGGCGGUUUUGGUGGCACCAUGCCUUAUGGAUGUGGCCGGUCCCAGACUCGGAUACGGGAUUGGCCCAGAAGGAGAGGGUUUGAACGCUUUGGACCAGACAACAUGGGCAGGAAGCGGAAGCAGUUCCCAUUGUAUGAAGAACCUGAUGCCAAGCUGGCCCGUGCUGACAGUGAAGGAGAUCUGUCUGAAAACGAUGAUGGAGGUGGUGACUUACGGUCAGGGGAUGAAGAAUUCAGGGGGGAGGAUGAAUUCUGUGACCCCAGGAAGCAGAGAGGAGAAAAGGAGGACGAGGAUGAGGAUGUGAAGAAGAGACGGGAGAAACAGAGGAGGAGAGACAGGAUGCGGGACCGCGCUGCUGACAGGAUUCAGUUUGCCUGUUCUGUAUGCAAGUUUCGUAGCUUUGAAGACGAAGAAAUUCAAAAGCAUCUGCAAAGUAAAUUUCACAAAGAGACUUUGCGAUUUAUAAGUACCAAACUGCCCGACAAGACAGUAGAAUUUCUCCAGGAGUACAUCAUAAACAGGAAUAAGAAAAUUGAGAAACGGCGUCAGGAGUUGUUAGAGAAGGAGAGCCCUAAACCCAAACCAGAUCCAUUCAAAGGGAUUGGCCAGGAGCAUUUCUUCAAAAAGAUAGAAGCCGCGCAUUGCCUGGCCUGUGACAUGCUCAUUCCCGCACAGCACCAGCUCCUCCAGCGGCAUCUGCAUUCCGUGGACCACAACCAUAAUCGAAGGUUGGCUGCUGAGCAGUUCAAGAAAACAAGUCUCCAUGUGGCUAAGAGUGUUUUGAACAACAAACAUAUAGUGAAGAUGCUGGAAAAAUAUCUCAAGGGCGAGGAUCCUUUUGUCAAUGAAACUACUGAUCUUGAGACAGAAGGAGAUGAAAAUGUAGGAGAGGAGAAGGAGGAGACACCAGAGGAGGUAGCUGCAGAAGUCUUAGCAGAGGUGAUCACAGCAGCAGUGAGGGCUGUAGAAGGGGAAGGAGAACCGGCUGCAGAGCGUAAUGAAGUCCUAGUGGAAGUGGAAGGGCGUGUGGACACAGCAGAAGCCGGCAGUGACCCCCACACUGAAAAGCUACCAGAAGAGCAGACAUGUGAAACAGCAUCUGAGACCAGGAACAUCGAAGACAAGGCCAGAGGCGAAGCAGCCGUGCCAGCAGCAGGUGCAGGAAGCACGUCACCUGUCAUAGCUAUCCCAGGAAUCAUGGAAGAUGAGCUGGAACAAACUGAUGCAGAGUCCAAAGAUACUCCCACAGAAUGAUCUUUUGUUCCCUGUUUCAAGGGAUGUGUUCUAUCAUGUGUUCUUUUUGUUUAUAAGUUGUACUAGGUGUGUGUUGUUUGGUGGAAAGACUGGGCCAUUUCCUUCCCAAUGCACCUCAAGGACCGAUGCUGUACAGUAGAUGGCUUCCCAUCUCUGUUAGAACACAAAAAGAGGUAAACCAUUUUCCCAAGUGGCCUUUGAUGGCUAUCUGUGCACUGCAGUUAGAAUAAUAAAAGUAGAUCUUCCUGAUAAUUGUUAAGUCCUAAAACGGACAGAAUGUGAGGUUUUGUAUUGUGUUGUGUUUUUGUUUGGUUGGUCUUUAUUUCAUUUUAUUUUGCUUUUUCUCUCAAGCAAUCCGAUACGAAUAUAACUUGUUUGAGAAAAAAGAAUUUUUUAAUUAUUUAGGGGAAUUCCCUCAUUCGCCUAUGCAUGGUUGAUGUGGGACACACACAGUUCAACCAUCCAUGUGUGUGAGAGCUGAAAUUGUGCCCCCUAGCAAUAAACAGUCCUGCCUGUUGCAAUCAAUAUCAGACCAUUUUUUUAAGGCCUUUAUUUCAGCUUUGGCAUUGAAAUAGCAUCUUGCUUGGACCAAGCUCACCUUCAAAAUCAAUCUAAUCCUCCUGUCUCAGCCCCUGGAGUACUGGGACCAUGUGUGUACAGCCAUGCUCAGCUGGGCUUUGGUUUUAUAAUACACUGUAUUCUAUGUUCCGCACCAGAUGUGACAGCAUCCUGUUAAUUGUAGACACAUGGCAUGACAAAGGGCCUGUGUAUGAGAGAGUCCAAGCUAUUCCCUGGGAAGCAGACCUACCUGAGCCUCUAGAGUGAAGACACUGCAAAGGGCAUUGGGCCUCACUGUUCAGUGCUUGCUAAUCAGUUUGAUGUUUGUGUUCCGCCUCUAUUAGUGCAGGAUUAUGGGGUUUUUGUUUUGUUUUCUCUUAAUUUUGUUAUUUCCACCUAAAAGUACUUAGGGCAAAAAAAAACAUGAAAUUAUUCCGUUGAUGAAAAACAAAUGUAAACUUCCGUAGAUGGGAUCUAUCUGUAAAAGCUCACACAGUAAAGAUGUUUCAUUUUAAGCAAAUAGUUUUCCUUUUGCAGUCUGCAUCUGGGAAAGGGAGGCUGGGCAUGUCCUUAAAGUAGCAAGGACUAGGUUUUAUAGGCUCAGAAUGGUGGGGUUUUCCCUACCUUUUGAAGUUACAAUGCUGUCCAUCAUUAACUGUACACAGCUCACAUCUUGGAAACAUCAACCAAUGAGGAAUUAUAAAAGGCAAUAAAAUAUUGCAGCAGUUUCAUCAGGACUUCUGUCAAGGAGCAUUACUAGGGAGUUUGAGAUAAACUUUGGGAAUAUCAAUGUCAAAACAAGCAAUAAAUUGAUGUUGUGGAGA
Molecule: messenger RNA, 3532 nt
Organism: Mastomys coucha (southern multimammate mouse)
Lineage: Eukaryota; Metazoa; Chordata; Mammalia; Rodentia; Muridae
Gene: Akap8
Product: A-kinase anchoring protein 8
Exons: 14
Coding region: 108-2150 (680 amino acids)
Cellular component (GO): nucleus; nuclear matrix
Molecular function (GO): protein kinase A regulatory subunit binding; DNA binding
Source: RefSeq, a predicted model, not a curated record